Rosa rugosa (rugosa rose) is the source of this 1372-nucleotide messenger RNA. RefSeq names its product autophagy-related protein 3. Gene Ontology annotation, biological process: autophagy of mitochondrion; nucleophagy; autophagosome assembly. Gene Ontology annotation, cellular component: cytosol; cytoplasmic ubiquitin ligase complex. Bases 118 to 1035 code for a protein of 305 amino acids. The record is from RefSeq and is a predicted model, not a curated record. Gene Ontology annotation, molecular function: Atg8-family ligase activity. NCBI's taxonomy places the organism in Eukaryota, Viridiplantae, Streptophyta, Magnoliopsida, Rosales, Rosaceae. The transcript is spliced from 10 exons.
UAUAAACGACACCACCACAACCAUCGUAUUUUCUGACUCUCUCUCUCUCUCUCUCUCUCUCUCCUUGUUGAAGCGAAGCAAAGCAAAGCAGCGGAGGUUGAAGACGACGAGGACGACAUGGUUCUGUCACAGAGGCUUCACGAGGCGUUCAAAGGCACCGUCGAGAAAAUCACAGGGCCUCGCACCGUCUCCGCUUUCAAAGAGAAAGGCGUCCUCAGCGUCUCCGAGUUCGUCACCGCCGGCGAUAACCUCGUCUCCAAGUGCCCUACCUGGUCUUGGGAAUCCGGAGAGCCAAGCAAGAGGAAGCCAUACCUACCAUCUGAAAAGCAGUAUUUGAUUACUAGAAAUGUCCCUUGUUUACGCAGGGCUGCUUGUGUGGAAGAGGAGUAUGAAGCUGCAGGUUCGGAAGUUCUUAUCGAUAACGAAGAUAAUGAUGGCUGGUUGGCAACACACGGGAAGCCAAAGGAUAAAAGUAGUGAGGAGGAAAACUUUCCUUCCAUUGAAAGUUUAGAAAUCAGCAAGGUGAAGUCAGACCCCUCGCAAGUCGGGGGUGAAGAUGAAGAUGAUAUCCCUGACAUGGCUGAUUAUGAAGAAGCUGACAACAUUGAAAUAGAUCCUGGAACAUAUCUUGUUGCUCAUGAACCUGAUGAUGACAAUAUUUUACGGACCCGGACAUAUGAUGUCAGCAUUACGUAUGAUAAAUAUUACCAAACUCCUCGGGUGUGGCUUACUGGCUAUGAUGAGUCAAGAAUGCUUUUACAAGCUGAGCUUGUACUUGAAGAUGUCAGUCAGGAUCAUGCACGCAAAACUGUAACUAUUGAGGAUCAUCCUCACUUGCCCGGAAAGCAUGCAUCUGUCCAUCCAUGCCGACAUGGGGCUGUGAUGAAGAAAAUAAUUGAUGUACUAAUGUCACGUGGAGUGGAACCGGAAGUCGAUAAGUACCUCUUCUUAUUCUUGAAAUUUGUUGCCUCUGUGAUUCCAACCAUCGAAUAUGACUAUACGAUGGACUUUGAUCUUGGCAGCUCCAGCAGUUGAGCAAUUGACAGAGGUUGUUUAUGACCUACUUCACUGAACUUCUGUUUGAUUUGUAGCAGAUUGUAAAUGCGAUUGGGUGAGGCAGAUUGGAUUUGGAAGUAAAGACAUUGCUGCUUUUGGCGUAUCCGCAAAAUCUUCUCCCACUCAAAUUAUGCUCAAUUGCUUGUACAGAUGGCUAAAUUGUUUAGUUAGUUGUUGAUGUGUUGCUGUACAAAAUUUCCCAUCUACUAUUUGAUAAGGUUGUGCCAAGUUAGUGUCUACUGAUUGCACAAACAGUAUAUAAUAUAACAUUUUAAGCAAUUGUGUUGAUUAGAAAGUUUCAAGCAAUUCCUCCGAC